AACGAGAACAAAUCACUUGUUUCCAUUGUUGACCAUCCAACCUAUAUUACUUGCAGAAGCAAAAGUCUUUGUUAACCCUGAAAUCCCCCUAUUUCCCCAAUUCGUUAGAAGCUGCAGGCCAUGGCAUCAGCUAAAAUCCCUGCGGUUUUUGCAUUAGUAUUCUGCAGCUGUGUGCUAUAUUGUUCUGCGCAAGGCGAUUCGAAUCUGACGGCUUACACGGUACUGGAACAGUACGGAUUUCCACCGGGUCUUUUGCCGACAAAUGUGAAAAGUUACAGCUUGAAUGAGGACGGAAGCUUCGAGAUUUAUUUUGAGGGUUCUUGCAGCUUCAGCCUGGAAUCGGGUUACAGUCUGAAAUACAGAGACCGCAUCACAGGGCACAUUUCGACGGGAUCUCUGAAGGAUUUGAAGGGCGUCAGUGUUAAGGUAAUGUUCUUCUGGCUCACCAUUGAUGGAAUUGUUCGCGAGGGGGAUAAUUUGGAGUUCUCUGUCGGAGUUGCUUCGGCUUCCUUUCCUGUUGAUAAUUUUAUUGAAUCUCCCCAGUGUGGCUGCGGGUUUGACUGUAAUGCCAUUCUCAGGGCCGAAGCCUAGAUCUGAAGUUCUGUUAGGGUUAGGGUUUCAGUGAGUUAGGUGUAUUGUUUAGUUUAAAUUUAGUUGGAGUUAUUAUGUGGGCAAGGCAGAUGUGUUUGAGAAAGAGUAAUCUAUUUGUGAAUAUUUUAUUAUAUUUUUAUUAGAUUAAUUAAUGAUUUUAGUUGGAGGCUUGUAGUUUAA
Cryptomeria japonica (Japanese cedar) is the source of this 771-nucleotide messenger RNA. RefSeq lists its product as uncharacterized. The record is from RefSeq and is a predicted model, not a curated record. Lineage: Eukaryota; Viridiplantae; Streptophyta; Pinopsida; Cupressales; Cupressaceae. The transcript has a single exon. Bases 121 to 591 code for a protein of 156 amino acids.